UUAUCCUGUAUCGAUUGCUCAUUUCCCUUCAGGUGGCAGUAGUCACUGUUCCGAGUCUUUUGUGUAAUCUCAAAGCCAUUCCAUCCGAUAUCGUCAUGACGAGAAAGGGUCUCAGUGCAGCGGAAAUCAAGCCGUGGUCCUCGGGUCGUGUUUUGACGGGGAGGCAAAGAGAACGCAAGCGACUGGUCAACCGUGCUCGCGGCCAUAGGUCCAGAGAUCGUCUUCAACAAUCCACAGAAGCUAUAGAAAGGGGAAUAUCCCGGAUUGAAGAAGAGCUUCUGAAGUAUCUUGGAUCAGAGUUCGACACAGCAGCAUCAGUCAACCCACGGGUCUUCCAUACACAUGAAGAUUAUAACGCAAAUACAGCGCCUCUAAAAAUACUACCGGAAUGCACCAAGACCAAUUCGACGUGCCAGUCCAUGAGAAUCGGAUCUCUUCAUUCCUCGGUGGCUAGUCAAAAAGAAAUUAUGUGUCCGUUGACCGAGAAACCAAACAUGAUUGCCAGCUUCAAUACAAGUGGCUUAAGCAUUAGCUCUCAUAUGAGUUAUCUAUGGCGGGCUAGCAUGGUCCUUGGUACGAUUCAUCUUCUACAUCCAACACAAGUUUGCUUUGACGAUGCGAUCAAUCAACAUGCAUUGAUAUGUGGGGUCAUAGACGGCUGGCAUACUAUUAUGCGCAAACAACCUUGCUGUCCCGUUUGGAACAUCCUUUGUCGGAUUGACAUGAGCAUCAAAAUACGCAGUGGAACUGAGACCCGGCUUGCCAUGCUACGUGGAAUACAUCUUCUUCUUCUUUGCUUUGUCUCUCCCCAUCUUUAUUACACUCUGCCGGAAUGGUACCGCCCAAAGGAACGCGGAGGGUUAGAUUCGCAGGAUAUUGUUUCUGAUUACUUUGCAUGGCCUGAACUACGUGACUCGCUCGCUUCCACUCGACAGCCGGAGUUGAAUGAUACUUUCUGGCAAUUCUUUGCCAAAUGCUUCCGCUUCAUAUGGCCCCAUGGAGUUGUUAACGCGAUCGAUGUGGAUUUCUGUUCCGGUACCUACAAACUUUCCGGCUCAUUUCAUGAUGGCACGCAGGAAGUCAGUCGCUAUGCAUUAGAUCCUGAGUUUUUCGGUUUUUAUCCUGAGCUGAAGGGAAUAUUGCCCAUUUAUGCCGAUUCACGAUGAGGAUACCAUGCGGCUUUUUGCAGAGAUACUUGCAGCAUUUGUGCGGGGCAAUAUUCUGAGACAAAGAUUACUCUGAAGAUGGGGCUUCUGCUACCAAGUGCAAAUCAAGCAUGCAUUUAGUCUCGUGAGUGACCGGUUGAUUGUGCGGAAGACCAGUGCGGCCACUCGGCAAAUAAAAAUUCUGCCGGCAAAAUCACAUGCGGGAGAAUGAAAUAUACGUAUACUACCUACCUAACUACCCUAAAUAAGAAAAAUGAC
Aspergillus uvarum CBS 121591 is the source of this 1424-nucleotide messenger RNA. RefSeq lists its product as uncharacterized. NCBI's taxonomy places the organism in Eukaryota, Fungi, Ascomycota, Eurotiomycetes, Eurotiales, Aspergillaceae. The record is from RefSeq and is a predicted model, not a curated record. The transcript has 5 exons. Bases 96 to 1166 code for a protein of 356 amino acids.